AUGGAUAAACUUUUAUUGUAUAUCAUAGAGACCAUGAAAAAACUUCAGUUGGAGUCUAUUCUAAAUGCGUUCACAAGGAAGAAAUUAAUAUCUUCACCUACAGAGUCAGGUUUAGCUAGAUGUCUUUCAACAUUAGACCUCACGGCUUUGGGAAUUGGAUCGACUCUUGGUGUUGGUGUUUACGUGCUCGCAGGAUCUGUUGCUAAAAAUUUAGCUGGCCCGGCCGUAGUAAUUUCUUUUGCCAUCGCUGCCGUAGCUUCUAUGUUCGCAGGUCUUUGCUAUGCAGAAUUCGGUGCCAGAGUACCAAAAGCCGGUUCAGCUUAUGUUUACAGUUACGUUACAAUGGGCGAAUUUACCGCCUUCUUAAUCGGUUGGACCCUUAUUUUGGAGUAUGUAAUUGGUUCUGCAAGUGUUGUCCGAGGGCUCAUCAAUCUCGGAGUUGUUGUAUUUGUCGUUUGCGCUGGAUCUGUUAAAGCAAACGUUGACAACUGGAAAAUUGAUACCGGUUGCAAGAAAGAACCUUGCGGUCCACGUGGAACUGGAGGUUUUAUGCCUUACGGAAUUGAAGGAAUAAUAAAAGGAGCAGCUUCAUGUUUUUAUGGAUUUAUUGGUUUCGACUGUGUUGCAACUGCUGGAGAGGAAGCCAAAAAUCCUAAAAAGUCUAUUCCCAUUGCUAUCGUCGCCUCUCUCACUGUUGUCUUCCUCGCGUACUUUGGAGUUUCUGCUGUUCUGACGACAGUUCUUCCUUAUUACGAGCAAGAUCCCAAGGCUCCAUUUCCACAUCUGUUUGAUGUAAUCGGCUGGAACUGGGCUAAGUGGUUAGUGUCUAUAGGUGCCAUCUGCGGUCUAUGUUCCAGGUAAUCAUGAAAAAAUUUUUAAUUUUAUAUCAAUUUUACUGAUUUUUAUUAAUUAAAUUUAUGGUACUGAAAUUAGCUGACAACUACUGUCAAUCCUUUUAAUUUUUAUAACAAAUCAAUAACAGUAAAAAGAAUGCUUUAAGAAAUUCACACUAAUAAUUUUUUCUUAAUUUUCACGUGUGGAUUUCUUCAUCAAAUUUUUUUUACAAUAAUUUCAUUGCUAUAAAAUUCCAAAAAAAUUUCUAAUGUCAGUGUUUUUUAAUUUUUAAUUAUGAAUAGCUUACUAGGUGCAAUGUUUCCACUCCCGAGGGUAAUUUAUGCGAUGGCUUCUGAUGGUUUAAUUUUUAAAUGGAUGGGCAGAGUCAGUUCGCGUUUCCAUACUCCAAUGUACGGUACACUUUCAGCUGGAUUUUUAACUGGUGUUCUUGCUGCGGUUUUCGACUUGGAACAGCUCGUGAAGAUGAUGAGUAUUGGUACUUUACUUGCAUACUCAAUAGUUGCAGCAUGUGUUCUUAUUUUACGGUAUGAAGAAAGUGAAGCUUAUGAAAAGAAAGUAGAUAGAGAUCCAAGAACAUUUAGAUUCAUCGCAAUGCAAUUUAUAAAUGCUAAUAAUAUUAACAUGUCAACAAAACUCACCUCACAAAUUGUGUCUACUCUUGUGUUUAUCUAUUUUAUUCUUUGCUUUGGUGUUACGAGUAUUAUUAAAUUUUUUAUUGAACAAAUAUCCGAAGGACAGGUUUGGAUUAUUUCGAUACUCGUUAUUUUAAUAUUUCUUCUCAUUGCUACUCUUACAUUUAUUUAUCAUCAACCAGUAUCAGGAAGAAAAUUAACAUUCUCAGUUCCUCUCGUUCCAUUUUUACCUGCUUUCAGUAUACUUGUCAAUGUACACUUGAUGAUGAUGUUAGAUAUUAUGACGUGGGUUAGAUUUUCGAUUUGGAUGGUUAUUGGUUUAAUGAUAUACUUCUCAUAUGGUGUUUGGAAUAGUAUACAUCGAGUAAAACCGAGCUAG
This is a messenger RNA of Cotesia congregata, 1866 nucleotides long. Lineage: Eukaryota; Metazoa; Arthropoda; Insecta; Hymenoptera; Braconidae. The record is from the annotation of a GenBank genome assembly.